Messenger RNA from Penicillium antarcticum, 2064 nucleotides. RefSeq names its product putative peroxisomal membrane protein Pex17 (gene pex8). Bases 1 to 2064 code for a protein of 687 amino acids. The record is from RefSeq and is a predicted model, not a curated record. The transcript has 4 exons. NCBI's taxonomy places the organism in Eukaryota, Fungi, Ascomycota, Eurotiomycetes, Eurotiales, Aspergillaceae.
AUGGCGACGGAAAGAUCUCUAGCUACGCUGCUGCGGUCGCUGCAGGCGACUUCUAGCUUCCAGGAUGCUGCUGGUCUCCUUCCUACAGUCACUAGCUUCCUGUCUAUGCUAGGGAAUCCGUUGAACUUGGCUCUUCUCGCCUCACAACUUCUUACCGCUCCUUCGCUUUGGAGUCAGCCCGUCGACCUUCAUGCUUGCCGCAAGAUCCUGAGCGUCUUCAAUACUGCGGCCAUUGCUGUCUUGCAAAAUGACACGACCGAUGAACCGCGGAUACCAUAUGGACGCAAUCGGAAAAUCGAGUGCGAUGCUUGGGUCAAGGCUAUUGCGGAGGGCGCCGAUGAUAAGUCCCCACGAUGGCGCCAUACACUCUUGCUCGGUGGUAUCCUGAUGGGAUUCGAAGGCCAGGGUCGGCAGGGUCUGCCACGGCAUAUUCGAAUCAAGCUUGAGUCUGCGCUGGCGACUGCUGCGCAACUGGCGCUAAAGGAACUGAGUCCCGAAGCGGGCAUCGAUGCGCAGUGUAUCACCAUGGUGUUGAAUUAUACAUUCGAGCUCUUGUCGGAUCUGGAGAGAAGCAAGAUUGAGUAUGAUCGAUUACUUCCGGUAAUGAUUCAAUCGGCGUACUUAUCUCCAGAAGGUCUUGAGGGUGGAUACUUCUUGGGGUCUAUUGAUCAAGAUGUCGUCGAGGCUCCUGGGAAACAAUUUCGAUGGUCGGCAAACUCUCCGACGUUUGCUAUUGUGUCGGGAAUAGCUGCGCGUCCGCUUGUGUCGACAUUGGGUCCGCUUUCUCGUCUCAUUGCUCAUGCUAUUGACAAUGCGCGCGAUCCAAGGAUCGUUGCCCGUACAAUUGAUCAACUGGCCGACUUUGUUCGGACCCUGAUGGUACAAUGGCGGCAAAAUAAGUUGUCCGAGAUUGACGUUGCAGAGGAAAUCGAGUUCCUGGAUGCGGAAUCGCGCGAGAAAACACUCCCUGCGCUUUGGCAAAUGCUGCGGAAUUGCUUAUACUCGGUGGUUAUCGCCCUCAGGGCUGUCCUUGGGAGGACUAUAAAUGACCCUGCUCUUGCGGCUAACAGUAGUGCGCCAUAUCUUUCGAUGCAAGCUCUUCAUGUCCUUCGCAACAUGUACUUUAUCUCUUCUCGGAUCGGUCAGAAUGCCUCUUCACAGCAGACAUUUGUCCUCCUGGCAGCCAUCGAUAUCCUUUCACAAUACCCCGAUCUCGCUGAGAACUUCUUGCGAAGUAUAAAGCCCAGCGAGAUUGGACAAAUCCCCGCUCAUCCAGUCGAACGAUGUUUGGACCUUUUCUUUCUGAAUGCUGCGGAGCAUUUCCCUCUUGUUUUAUCGCCCGCGGUAAAUGAGGAGCUACUCCUAUCGGCAGCAUUCCCAUAUCUAGCAGCCGGUGCCAACAACCUUCUCCUGGAGAUUUUCGAAGCUGCUCACAGCCUGGUGCUGGUCGUCUUCGCCAUUCCCCAUAACUCGGAGCUAGCAGCGAAGCAUCUCCCGUUUUAUAUUGAUAAUCUAUUUGCUGUCUUCCCCAACAACCUUUCUGCGCGUCAAUUCCGCCUUGCUUUCAAGACCGUCAUUCAAAUUACGGCACCUCCCUCACCUUUAGCGAAUAGUCAACCUCUCCUGCCUUCCAUCUUGCUUGAAGUCGUUCAUGACCGCGCUCUUAACGCUUCCUCUACACCCAUCCCGGCCCAAGGCCCGAAUCCAGACCUGAGUCAGAGUCCACCUCUCUCCGAGCAAGCUAUCCUAACUCUUGCUCUCCUUGAUUCCCUUUCAUACCUUCGAGUCGACGACCUCAAGGAGUGGCUGCCCCUGGCGGCCCAACUGAUCAAUGCAAUUGCUGACCGCAAUAUGCGUCACACUUGCAUUGAUCGGUUCUGGGAAGCUUUGGCCGGGGGCGAGAUGGACGUUGACCGUGCUCACUGCUGUGUCGCUUGGUGGAGUACCGAGGGGGGCCGUGAGCUUGUCCUCUUCGGAGCUGAGACUGCUCCCGGUGACUCGGAUGAGAGCGGACCUUACAUGAGUGGUGCAGUCGGUGGUGUUGCACCCGAGAGUAAGCUAUAA